AUGCCCGACAUACCCAGUGACGAAGAAGACUCGAGAAACGCCUCCCUAGCCGCCCAGCGCAACCGCGGAUCCGCAAGCGCAAGCGCUAGUAACCCUUCCUCCAGACACGCCUCGCGCGAGCCGCCCAGCAAGCGACGACGACGUGGUCGAGGCAAACAGGAUGUCGACGUGCAGGAUUUUGUCCCGAAAGGCGCGACAUUCAGUGCGACUUCAUUAGAGAUCGAUCCGGAGAGUGAGAGUACGUCGGCCUCAGAAUCUGAAUCUUCAUCUGGAAGUGAAAGCGAAAGUGAGAGCGAAAGUGAGAGCGAGAGUGAGAGCGGAAGUGACAGCGAGAAAGAAAUUGAGCCUGAAAUCGAAUCACGCGGUGGUGGACUGAGCGCGCCUGCGCCGAAUUGGAAUAAAACGGGGAAAAGCGUGAUCAGGACGUCUUUGCAUGGUCGGCAAGCUGCCAACGCGAACCUGAACGGAAAUGGAAAAAAUGAUGCUGAGUCAGAGUCUGCUGCGGCAAAGAAAUUCGAAGCUGUGAAUGGGAUGUAUUGGCGAAGUCGAAGCUCGUCUGCUUCACCAGGCUGGAAGGAAAGAAAAACGGUAGAAGAAGGAAAGAGUGAAACGGCGGUAACUGAUGAUAACGAUGUUCAGAUAGAGGAUGGAGAGGUGAACGGGGUCCAGGAGGUCUCUGCAGACUCUCAGUCAGACGACUCCGGUUCCUUGGACUCGGAAGCGGACGAUUCCAUCAUGCUGAACAUUGGCUCCCGGGGCCAGAACCGCAGCCAACACGACGUAAUUCAGAUUUCGGAUGACGAUAGCGACAGCGAGGGUGACGGCUAUGAUCCUGAGUCUUUAUCGGUUUCGCAGACGCCUGCUACGGUUAACAUCCUUGAUGGCUCUAAUGGAGACGGGGUAGACGGGGAAUCCAUAGCCGACUCGGAAUCAAAAGAGAGGGCACUUCUCCGCUUCGCGCAGAAAUACCCUACCUCGCCUUCUAUUCUUGCGGAUCUGACCCGCGAGGACAUGGAAUUGCAAGCUAGGAUUAUGUUCUACAACCGCGAUAUCAACGACAUCAACCUCCAGCUCCCUAUUACGUGUAUGGAAUGUUUGCAGGAAGGCCAUCUCGCUGAGGUCUGUCCUACUAGGGAGUGCGUCCACUGCGGCGCUUGGAACAAACAUCAAAGCAGCCUCUGCCCCAAAUUUCGCCGCUGUCAGCGCUGCCGCGGACGCGGUCACGACGCAAAAGAUUGCCCUUCAGCCCUGAAAAGCUCCGCGUCUGAAAUCCCCUGUGACCUGUGCGGAUCUGCUGAUCAUCUUGAAUAUGACUGCGACUAUCUCUGGAAGUUGCCGAGGCAGGAUACAACCUCCCUCCCGGUCCUGGUCUCCAUAUCCUGUGCGCAUUGCACGAGUAACCGCCAUUUAAUAGGCGACUGUCCGUCUCUCAGCCGUCCUUUCCUCUCGUCAUCUUUCACAGUCCGUGGAAUUGACCCUAAUCUGAUCACGAAUAUCAACUCUGUUGUGAAUCCUAGGCGUGGCGGUGCGGGUGCUUUGAGCGGUCGCCCAGGUCGUCAGCGCGGUAAUGGUCUAAAGAUUCGAGGCCGAGCAGAUCAACAUGCUCAUUCUCCGUCUUCAGACAGCGACGACAUGAUGUCCAUGUCCUUGACACGUGGCGGUCAAGGAAGAAGAGCCGGCGCUGGUGGCAACCGGAGCGGUAACAGGGGAAGUAUCAAUAUUCGAAUUGGUGGAGAUAGAAGUAACGGGGGACCGCCGCCGUCAUCUGCAAGAGAUUACCGGGACCGUGAUGAUCCGUACUUUAGGGGCGGCUUCAAUUCUCGGCAACGCUCUAUGUCUCCUGGGAGGGACAGGGGGAGACCUGGUCGCAGCAGAGGAAGGGGCGGGCAGCAGCCGCCUAGGUCUCCGCCUCGAGGCCAGGGCCGUCCGCCUGGUUUGUCAAACCAGUCUCGUGGUGGUAGAGGUAAUGGUAAAGGAGGUGGUGGACGGGGAGGACGGGGUGGAGGGGGCGGAGAUGCGUACCGGCCCAUGCCGAGUGCCGCCAAGAAGGCCUGGGAUAGAUACCGGCUCUGA
Molecule: messenger RNA, 2073 nt
Organism: Aspergillus nidulans FGSC A4
Lineage: Eukaryota; Fungi; Ascomycota; Eurotiomycetes; Eurotiales; Aspergillaceae
Product: zinc knuckle domain protein
Exons: 2
Coding region: 1-2073 (690 amino acids)
Cellular component (GO): nucleus
Molecular function (GO): zinc ion binding; nucleic acid binding
Source: RefSeq, a predicted model, not a curated record